Aspergillus udagawae is the source of this 1374-nucleotide messenger RNA. RefSeq lists its product as uncharacterized. NCBI's taxonomy places the organism in Eukaryota, Fungi, Ascomycota, Eurotiomycetes, Eurotiales, Aspergillaceae. The record is from RefSeq and is a predicted model, not a curated record. The transcript has 5 exons. Gene Ontology annotation, molecular function: carboxypeptidase activity. Bases 1 to 1374 code for a protein of 457 amino acids. Gene Ontology annotation, cellular component: fungal-type vacuole lumen.
AUGAGACUUACCGAGAACGUAGUGAUCCUCACGGUGCGAAUUAUUGGGCCCGCAAAGCAGCACGCCCAAAGCAAAGCGAACGUCACAGACUCACAGCAGCAGAUUCUCAAUUUCUGGCAUGGCAAUACGAAGAUCUGUCCUCUAGCGCCCAAGGUGGAUAGCCCUGAAGAUGGGCUACACCCGAGCCUCAAAUUCGUGCAAAAUCAGGCAAUCCGACGACGCCAGGUUGAGCGUCUUUCCAAAGCCGUCCAGAUCCCAACUGUAAUAGAGAGCGACAUGAGCGAUCCCUACGAUGAACGAUUCAUGCCGUUUCUUGACUUCCAUGGCCUUCUCCAGUCCCUUUUCCCUCUAACCUACUUAAAGGCAAUCGUAAACCACGUCAACAGAUUGGGUCUGCUUUUUAUUCUUAAGGGGUCAGAACCCCAACUGAAGCCUCUUCUCUUCGCAGCCCACCAAGACGUCGUUCCUAUUGAUCAAUUCUCCGACUGGACUUACCCCCCAUUCGCAGGGCAUUUUGAUGGCGAAUGGCUCUGGGGCCGAGGGGCAAGCGACUGCAAGAACCUUUUAAUUGCAAUACUCUCUGUAACUGAGGACCUUUUGGAUCAAAAUUGGCACCCGACCCGCACUAUUAUUCUUGCUUUUGGAUUCGAUGAAGAAAUCCAGGGAUUCCUUGGUGCUAACUCGAUUUCCUCCGUCCUCGAGGAUGAAUAUGGCCAUGACAGCUUUGAACUCAUCCUUGACGAAGGGGGAAUGGGUAUCGAAAACCUCAUUAAUAACAAAGGGCGUGAUGAUAUAGUCUAUGCCAUCCCUAGUAUAAGCGAAAAAGGCAGUGUCAGUGUCUUUCUGAACCUCUCUAUGCCAGGUGGACACAGUUCCGUUCCUCCGCCGCACACAGGUAUUGGAAUAAUGUCUGAGAUUAUCUAUGCCCUCGAACGGGAAAAUCUCUUUAUGCCCCUGUUCGACAAGAGGCAUCCGUCGCGCCAAAGACUAGAAUGCCAGAUGAUGUAUUCACCGAACUAUGUUGAACCAUGGCUUGCAGGAGCACUACAGUCUACCAACUAUGUCUCUGCAGCAGAGAAACUAGCCUCUUCUAGGGGCGCCGAUUUUCGCUUCCUGCUACAAACAUCCCAGGCGGCUGAUAUCUUCAACGGCGGGUCCAAAACAAACAGUUUACCAGAGCAUAUUUCGGCCUUGGUUAAUUACCGGAUCGUCAUGCACCAAACACCAGACUUCGUCAAAUCCCGAGCCACCCCACAUAUGUGGGAAAGAAUCAUCUACACCUAUCCACAGAGAAUUCUGACCUUCACCCGGCGCCCGUUAGUCCCACUGAUACGGGGAAAGAUGCAGUUUGGACCCGGUUCGCAGGUGUUAUAA